GCAUAAUUUUCAUAUGUAAAUGGCUACCUUAAACAGUCCACUUAUCUGUCUCCCCAGGACUCACCAACUAACUUCCAUAACAGACAAUAACUACCGCAUCUUUGCAACUCAUCCAACGCUGUCACUAAUAGAUCAAUGUCCAAAUCUCAAACAUCUCCAACAAAUUCAUGCUCAUAUGCUCCGCACUGGUCUAUUCUUUGACCCCUUUUCAUCCAGUAAACUAAUAGCAGCCAUGGCUCUUCCUCCUGUGUCAAGCAUUGAGUAUGCACGCAAGGUGUUUGAUCAGAUUCCCCAACCAAAUCUUUUUACCUGGAAUGCCCUCAUUCGGGCUUAUUCGUCGAGUAACGAACCGCUGCAGAGCCUGAUAUUGUUUUUGCAGUUACUUUAUCAGUGUGAUGAACUGCCUAAUAAAUUUACAUUCCCAUUUGUUAUUAAAGCUGCAGCACAGCUUUCGGAUUAUGGGAUGGGAAGGGUUGUUCAUGGAAUGGCAGUGAAGACUGCGCUUACUUUGGAUUUGUUUGUUGUUAAUUCUCUUAUUUCUUUUUAUGCUACGUGUGGGCGUUUAGAUUUGGCGUAUCGGGUUUUUGGUAGUAGUUCUAGAAGGGACGUUGUUUCUUGGAAUUCAAUGAUAACGGGGUUUGCUAAAGGGGAUUAUCCUGAUCAGGCGUUGGAGUUGUUUCAGGUGAUGCAAGCAGAAGGGGUGGCUCCAAAUUCUGUCACAAUGGUGGGUGCUUUUUCUGCUUGUGCAAAAAAGUCGGAUUUGGAAUUUGGGAGGUGGCUGCACUCGUAUGUGGAAAUGAAUGGUAUUCGAAAGGACCUGACUUUGUCUAAUGCAAUGCUUGAUAUGUAUACAAAAUGUGGGAGCCUUCAAGAUGCGAAGAUAUUUUUUGAUCAGAUGCCUGAAAAAGAUAUUGUUUCGUGGACAACAAUGCUUGCAGGAUAUGCAAAACAAGAGGAUUUUGGUUCAGCUAAACGUGUGUUAAGUGCAAUGCCUUGUCAAGAUAUUGCUGCAUGGAAUGCCCUUAUAUCUUCUUAUGAGCAGUGUGGUAAUCCAAAAGAGGCUUUAGCUGUUUUUAGGGAAUUGCAACUCAGAAAGAAUUUGAAGCCUGAUGUGGUAACUCUAGUUAGUAGUUUGGCAGCAUGUUCUCAACUGGGGGCCUUAGAUAUAGGUGAGUGGAUUCACAUGUACAUAAAAAAGGAGGGCAUCAAGUUAAAUUGUCAUAUAACUACCUCGCUGAUUGACAUGUAUUCCAAGUGCGGAGAUUUGGAAAAAGCCCUUGAAGUAUUUGAAUCAGUAAGUUGGAGGGACGUGUUUGUCUGGAGUGCGAUGAUUGCUGGUUUUGCAAUGCAUGGCUGUGGAAAGGAUGCAAUACAUUUGUUUAUGAAAAUGCAAGAAUCUAAAGUAAAGCCAAAUGCUGUAACCUUUACUAAUGUACUAAGUGCUUGUAGUCAUACGGGAUUAGUGGACCAGGGGAAGGAAUUGUUUGACCAAAUGGAACGAGUGUAUGGAGUUGCUCCGGGGGUCAAGCACUAUGCUUCUAUGAUUGAUGUACUUGGUCGAGCAGGAAAACUUGAAGAAGCAACAGAGCUCAUAAACAAGAUGCCAAUCACCCCGGGCGCGUCUGUUUGGGGAGCUCUGCUUGGGGCCUGCAGGCUUCAUGGAAAUGUUGAUCUAGCAGAACAGGCUUGUACAAAGUUACUCGAGUUAGAACCUAGAAACCAUGGUGCCUACGUGCUUUUAUCAAAUGUGUAUGCCAAAGUAGGUGAAUGGAACAAGGUUGCAUCAUUGCGAAAGCUUAUGAGAGAUGCUGACCUGAAGAAAGAACCGGGUUGUAGCUCAAUUGAAGUUGAGGGAACAGUUCAUGAGUUCUUAGUAGGAGAUAAUUCUCACCAGUUCUCCAAGGAAAUCUACACAAAGCUGGAUGAGAUUUCUUCUAAACUACAAGCAAUCGGUUAUGUUCCAAACAAAACUCACCUACUACAACUUAUUGAAGAAGAGGAGUCACAGGACCAUGCACUAAAUCUUCACAGUGAGAAGUUGGCCAUUGCCUUUGGACUGAUUUAUGCUAGUCCUUCUCAACCAAUUCGAAUAGUCAAGAAUUUACGAGUUUGUGGAGAUUGCCACUCUGUGGCUAAGCACAUUUCUAAACUCUACAACCGACAGAUAAUAUUACGAGAUCGGUAUCGUUUCCAUCAUUUUAGAAAUGGGGAUUGCUCGUGUAUGGACUAUUGGUGAAUGUGCAUGGUCAUGAAUUCCUAAUAUGAUCUCAGUUGGCAGUGCUUGAUAUUACAACUUAGAAGUUUGUAGCAUGGCCCGUUUAUAGCUGAUUCACACCCGAUUUCUCGUUACAA
Molecule: messenger RNA, 2352 nt
Organism: Daucus carota subsp. sativus
Lineage: Eukaryota; Viridiplantae; Streptophyta; Magnoliopsida; Apiales; Apiaceae
Product: pentatricopeptide repeat-containing protein At2g29760, chloroplastic
Exons: 1
Coding region: 20-2236 (738 amino acids)
Biological process (GO): chloroplast RNA processing
Cellular component (GO): chloroplast
Molecular function (GO): zinc ion binding; protein binding
Source: RefSeq, a predicted model, not a curated record